This is a messenger RNA of Numida meleagris (helmeted guineafowl), 2181 nucleotides long. It is a transcript of the gene ST3GAL4, whose product is annotated as ST3 beta-galactoside alpha-2,3-sialyltransferase 4. The coding region runs from base 209 to 1369 and encodes 386 amino acids. Lineage: Eukaryota; Metazoa; Chordata; Aves; Galliformes; Numididae. Gene Ontology annotation, biological process: glycolipid biosynthetic process. Gene Ontology annotation, molecular function: sialyltransferase activity. The record is from RefSeq and is a predicted model, not a curated record. The transcript is spliced from 13 exons.
CGGUGCGGGGCAGAGCCGGAGCAUCGCUGCGGUGCUUUGGCUUUGUACGUGCCUCCGUACAUCCGCGUGUCGUUGUGAAGAGGAGCGCGGCCGGGCGCCCAGAAAGCGACUCGAUUCGCCAUGAGGAGGGAGCGUGCCUUCCAGGAGCAGCCCGCCCUGAUCGAGCCGGGGAGGAAUGAGCGGUCGAUGAAUUAAAGAUGGGCGGAAAAUGAGCAAGGGGAAACGCAGCCAUCAGCGGGAAGGGGGAAGAGAGGAUGGCCCCGUAGCCCCGCAGCCCCCGGAGCUGCUGCCCCCUCUGCUUGCACCGCGCAGACGGACCGUGAGCGGCAGCGGCAGCAAUGAGAGCUCCGGCCCUCGGCUGAUGCCCGCCCUGCUGAUAAAGAUGAUCAACAAGUCCCGAGGGAAGAUACUGGGAGUGCUGGCGCUGUUUCUGGUGAUGGUGUGGUACUCGAUAUACCGGGAGGACAGCUUUUAUUUCCCUGUGCAAGAAAACAAGACCACGUGUCCCGUUGGGGAGGUGGAGAGGAAGGCGGCACAGCUCAUCGGGAACUACACGAGGGAGCGCCCGCUCUUCCUGCAGCUGAAGGAUUACUUCUGGGUGAGGACGCCGUCGCUCUACGAGCUGCCCUACGGCACCAAAGGCAGCGAGGAUGUCCUCCUGCGCCUGCUGUCGGUCACCAGUUACUCCCUGCCUGAGAGCAUCCAGAGCCUGAAGUGCCGGAGGUGCGUGGUGGUGGGCAACGGGCACCGGCUCCGCAACAGCUCCAUGGGGGACACCAUCAACACUUACGACGUGGUGAUCAGGCUGAACAACGCGCCAGUGCAUGGCUACGAGCAGGACGUGGGCUCCAAGACCACCAUGCGGCUCUUCUACCCCGAGUCAGCCCACUUCGACCCCCAGGCAGAGAACAACCCCAACACGCUGCUGGUGCUGGUGCCCUUCAAGCCCAUGGACUUCCAGUGGAUGGAGGCCAUCCUCAACGACAAGAAGAGGGUUCGUAAAGGGUUUUGGAAGCAGCCCCCCUUGAUCUGGGAUGCCAACCCGGAGCAAGUGCGCAUCCUCAACCCAUACUACAUGGAAGUAACUGCUGCUAAACUGCUCAACCUCCCCAUGAAGCAGCCACGGAAGGUCAAACAGAAACCAACCACGGGGCUGUUGGCCAUCACCUUGGCUCUCCACUUCUGCGACCUGGUGCACAUCGCGGGUUUCGGGUACCCUGACUCGGCCAACAAGAAGCAGACCAUCCACUACUAUGAGCAGAUCACGCUCAAGUCCAUGGCCGCCUCGGAGCACAACAUCUCGCACGAGGCGGUGGCCAUCAAGCGCAUGCUGGAGCUGGGCCUGGUCAAGAACCUCACCUACUUCUGAGGGCAAUGGGGCUGCGCAGGGACAAGUCCCCACCUGGGAGCCUGCGGUGGCCCUGGAGGAGCUGGUGUCACUGUCCCCCCCCACCAAGAUGCUGGUGGCAGGGUGGGGGCUGCGCCGGCCCCGGGGGCGCAGGGAGCCCCUGAGCGGGGACUUUUCAUAUGGAAACACUGAAGCUAAUGAGGACUUUGGAGAGAUUUUGGGGAGGGGACCUCCCUCCCAGCAGGUCUGGGGGGCACAGCAGGGCAAACUGGAGCCCCCCUCUUCCCUUGGAUACUCUUGCAUUUGGGAUGAGGGCCCUGAGGGGCUGAUGUGGGGGUCCUGGGGGAGUCCCCUGUGUGCAGGAGGCAGGGUUGCAGCCUCCUCCCAGCUGGGCCCCCCCAGAUAUUUAAUUCCUCCUUUCUCUCCCCCUCCUUUUUUUAUUUUCUUUAUACGCGUUGGCCCAGCCCCGUGCCUUAGUGCUGGUGUGGGGGGGCUGAGCCCCACAGCCCUCCCCAGGCGGCCCAUGGCAGGGUGUGGGGGUGACACGGUGAUGCAGAUUAAUUUAAUUAAUUUAAAAGAUUAUUUAUCAUGGGGCCUCCCCCCUCUGUGGCCUCGUACAGAGAGGGGGGCUUGUGCUCUGGGGGUGCUGGGGCUGUGGGGGCUUCCCCCUUCCCCAAAGGUGCCUUUUGUCCCACCACGGGCGCCUUGCUCACGUGGGGCCCCCCUGGAUCCUGCAUCCCCCAGGAUUUGGGGAAGGGGGGGGAGCCCUGGGACCCAUGGACCUUGGGGUGUUGGGGGGCUCUGCUGGCACCCAAUAAAGGUCCUGGUGCGUC